Molecule: messenger RNA, 1167 nt
Organism: Erigeron canadensis
Lineage: Eukaryota; Viridiplantae; Streptophyta; Magnoliopsida; Asterales; Asteraceae
Product: F-box protein PP2-A13-like
Exons: 3
Coding region: 197-1024 (275 amino acids)
Molecular function (GO): protein binding
Source: RefSeq, a predicted model, not a curated record
GAUAAAGCACACCUCAUAGCUCUUUUUUUCUCCAUCAAACUGUCAAAAAUAUUCUAUUUCUCACAUAUAUAGUAACACCACCUUCUACAUAUGCUUUCCAAAAUCUUGUUCUCAAAUAUUUUUCCACCAUACAACCAUCAUCAGCCAUCACUCCUAGCCACCAAACUCACCUACUUUUCAUAUUUUAGACCAAAACAUGGGUGCUAAUACGUCAUUGUUAAGCUCGGAUGAACCAGAAAGUCCAUCCGAGCUUAACCUUGGUGACAUACCUGAAUCUUGUGUAGCGUUAAUGUUAUCUUAUUUAGAACCUCAUGAGAUAUGCAAGUUAGCUAGAAUCAACCGAGCAUUUCGAGCAGCUUCUACAGCAGAUUUUAUAUGGGUCUCCAAAUUGCCAAAUAAUUAUCAUCAUUUAGUUGAAAAACUGUGGCUUAACAAUAACAAAAGAUUAGGAGAAAAGGAGAUUUUUGCUAAGUUGAGUUGCCCGGUGGCUUUUGAUGAUGGCAAUAAGGAAUUUUGGGUGGACAAGACUAGUGGAGGUGGUUGCGUGUCUAUUUCAUCAAAGGCAUUAACAAUUACCGGAAUUGAUGAUAGACGAUAUUGGAAUCGUAUUCCUUCUGAUGAAUCAAGAUACUCUACGGUUGCGUAUCUUAGACAAAUCUGGUGGCUAGAAGUAGAUGGCAACAUUGAGUUCUUGUUUCCAGCCGGAACUUAUUCAUUGUCAUUCAAGUUACAGCUAGGGAAGGUCUUAAAUCGAAAUGGAAGACGUGUGUGUAGCACUGAGGAUGUCCAUGGGUGGAAUGUGAAACCUGUGGAGUUUAAAUUUACGACUGGAGAAGGUCAGCAUAGUGUUGUGAAACGAUUUUUGGAGAAAACAGAAAACUGGGAAUACCACCAUGUUGGUGAAUUCGUCGUCAAAGACUCAAACACGCCGAUGAAGGUGGAGUUUUCUUUGACACAGAUCGAUUGCACUCAUACGAAAGGUGGUCUUUCUAUAGACUCAGUUCUUAUAUGUCCUAGUAAGUAGCCAAAUGAAUAUUCAAAGUCCAAUUACUAUAAGCUAGCCUGAAUUUAUGUUGACAUUUGUAUAAUAUGAUUAUUUGAAUGAUGAUUUGGUGGUAAUUUAGUGGAAUAUAUAUGAGAAAAUUUGUUGAUAUAGGUUAGAUUCUA